AUGGCUAUGGGUGGGGAAAACAAAUCACUACCCAGCCUCAUUGGAAACCAUGAUAAAUACUAUCAUGAUUCAGUGACCGUCGUGAACAAAGGAUAUGAGAUGGUGUUGGUUAAGAUCUUGACAAUAUUUAUGUCUUUGGAUCUGUCAAACAACAAGUUCCAUGGCAAUGUUCCAGAAGAGAUUGGUGAGCUAAAAUCAUUGGUUGUGCUCAACCUGUCACAAAAUGUUUUCGAUAGGCGAAUUCCAAUAUCAUUGGGAGAGUUAUCUCAACUUGAAUCUUUAGAUUUCUCAAAGAAUAAAUUCUCAACAGUGAUUCCUCCACAACUCACCAGUCUAACAUUCCUGGCAGUAUUGAACAUGUCUUACAACCAACUAGCCGGUUGCAUUCCUUUGGGUAACCAAUUCAAUACUUUCACGAAUAGUUCCUACAUUGGAAAUACAGGAUUGUGUGGAACCCCACUCUCAAGAAAAUGCAGUGAAGAUGAUGAUGUACCAGUUGCACAUGAUGAGAGCAUGGAAGGUGAAGAAGCCAUGUUUUAUUGGACGUUUGCAGUUGCAGGAUGUGGGUUUGGGUUAGCUGUUGGGUUAACAAUCGGGUUUACAUUCUUGGCCAUGGAUUAUUCAAUGGGUCGUAAAGCAGCAGCAGAAGAAGAAGCAGGCAAGAAGGAACAAGAAGAAAGUGCAGUUAACAGUCCUAAAAGAAGAUAG
Ipomoea nil (Japanese morning glory) is the source of this 708-nucleotide messenger RNA. RefSeq names its product receptor-like protein 12. Gene Ontology annotation, molecular function: protein binding. Bases 1 to 708 code for a protein of 235 amino acids. The transcript has a single exon. Lineage: Eukaryota; Viridiplantae; Streptophyta; Magnoliopsida; Solanales; Convolvulaceae. The record is from RefSeq and is a predicted model, not a curated record.